AUGAGGAAGCAGAGCAAGGUGGCGCUGCGGCAGCAGAGCAAGGACAAUGUCACCGAGUCGGUGGCAGACCUGCUGGCCCUGGAGGCACCGCUGGACUACAAGAGCAGCCAGAUGAGCAUGAAUGUGCCGCAGCCGGUGGCGGCCGGCGUCGGCGCCGCCAAGACCAAGCUGGAGCCCUCGCCGGACGACGAGGAGGACGGGCGGCCCGCCUGGAACAACAAGAUCGAGUACAUCCUGGCCCAGGUGGGCUUCUCCGUCGGCCUGGGCAACGUCUGGAGGUUCCCCUACCUGUGCCAGAAGAACGGCGGAGGUGCGUACCUGGUGCCGUACUUCAUCCUGCUCCUGCUGAUCGGCAUCCCUCUCUUCUUCCUGGAGCUGGCCGUGGGACAGCGUAUCCGCCGCGGCAGCAUCGGGGUCUGGAACUACGUCUACCCACGACUGGGGGGCAUCGGAGUAUCCAGCUUAAUUGUGUGUGCUUUCGUGGGCCUCUACUACAACGUCAUCAUUGGCUGGAGUAUCUUCUACUUCUUCCAGUCCUUCCAGUACCCUCUGCCCUGGGCGGAGUGCCCCAUCCGCAGGAACGGCUCCCUGGCCUAUGUGGAGCCGGAGUGUGAGAAGAGUUCAGCGACGACGUAUUUCUGGUACCGUGAGACUCUGAACAUCACCAGCACCAUCGCGGACAGCGGAGGGCUGAACUGGAGGAUGACCCUGUCUCUCCUGGGCGCAUGGAUCAUCGUAUGCCUGGCCGUCAUCAAAGGCAUCCAGUCCUCCGGAAAGGUGAUGUACUUCAGCUCGCUCUUCCCCUACGUUGUGCUGUUCUGCUUCCUGGUGCGAGGCCUGAUGCUUAAAGGGGCCACGGACGGCAUCGCGCACAUGUUCACGCCCAAGCUGGAGAAGAUGCUGGAGCCUCAGGUGUGGCGUGAGGCGGCCACGCAGGUGUUCUUCGCCCUGGGCCUGGGCUUCGGCGGCGUCAUCGCCUUCUCCAGCUACAACAAGCGCGAUAACAACUGCCACUUCGACGCCGUGCUGGUGUCCAUCAUCAACUUCAUCACCUCCGUGCUCGCCACGCUGGUGGUGUUCGCCGUGCUGGGCUUCAAGGCCAACAUCAUGAACGAGAAGUGCAUCGUUGACAACGCAGAGAAGAUUCUGGGCUACCUGAACACGGGGGUGUUGAGUCACGACCUCAUCCCGCCGCACGUCAACUUCUCUCACCUGACGCAGGAGGACUACGCGGAGAUGUACGGCGUCAUUAAGACGGUCCGCGGGGACACCUUCGGACAGCUGGGCCUGGACCAAUGCCUGUUGGAGGACGAGCUCAACAAGGCGGUCCAGGGCACGGGUCUGGCCUUCAUCGCCUUCACGGAGGCCAUGAUCUACUUCCCGGCGUCGCCCUUCUGGUCGGUCAUGUUCUUCUUCAUGCUCAUCAACCUGGGCCUGGGCAGCAUGAUCGGCACCAUGACCGGCAUCACCACGCCCGUGCUGGACACCUUCAAGGUGCGCAAGGAGUACCUCACAGUGGGCUGCUGUAUAGUGGCGUUCUUCUGUGGUCUGCUGUUUGUGCAGCGAUCUGGUAACUAUUUCGUCACCAUGUUUGAUGACUACUCGGCCGGGCUGCCUCUCACCAUCGUGGUGAUCCUGGAGAACAUCUCAGUAGCCUGGAUCUACGGCAGCAAGAGGUUUAUGCAGGACCUGGAGGACAUGCUGGGUUUCCGGCCGAACGCCUACUACUUCUACAUGUGGAAGUACGUCUCCCCCAUCCUGCUCAUCAUCCUCAUCAGUGCCUCCAUCAUCGAGAUGGUCCUCAAGCCACCUGGCUACAACGCCUGGGUACAGGACCUGGCCAUGGAGCAGUUCCAGAGCUACCCCACGUGGGCGCUGUGCAUGUGCUUCGCCCUGAUGAUCGCCGCCAUGCUACCCUUGCCGCUGGUCUUCAUCGCGCGCCACUUCCACCUGAUCCCCGACGGCUCCAACAAGCUGUCCGUCUCCUAUAAGAAGAGCAUGAUGAAGGACAUGUCCAACCUGGAGGAGGACGAGUCGCGCUUCAUCCUGGGCGGCAAGAACCCGGCCGACACGCCCUCGCCCAUGCCCACGCACCGCGCCUACCUGGGGCCCGGCGGCAACUCCUCGCCCAUCGAGCUCACCACCACCUCCAUCUCCACCCACGGGGUGGGGGUCGGCUACGGCACCAGCAGCACCACCAACACCAACGCCCAUCUGAAUGUGAACGCCAACGCAGCUGGAGGAGGAGCAGGCACGGGGCCCAAGACCGACUUAUGA
Engraulis encrasicolus (European anchovy) is the source of this 2277-nucleotide messenger RNA. RefSeq names its product solute carrier family 6 member 17 (gene slc6a17). Gene Ontology annotation, cellular component: plasma membrane; synaptic vesicle. The transcript has 11 exons. The record is from RefSeq and is a predicted model, not a curated record. Lineage: Eukaryota; Metazoa; Chordata; Actinopteri; Clupeiformes; Engraulidae. Gene Ontology annotation, biological process: proline transport; L-leucine transport; alanine transport. Bases 1 to 2277 code for a protein of 758 amino acids.